UCCUGAGGUAAGGGAUGGCUUAGGACUUUUAUCCCGUGUUGGAUAUCCCUAAACUCCAGCAAUCAUGGCAGAUAUUUCCUGGACUGAAGGAGUCUCCAAUGAGACAGUUGCCAAUGCCAGUUCAGAAUUCCGCUUGGAAGCGGACUUCCAGUAUUCCCUGUUUACUGUCAUCUACAGCAUUGUCUUUGUGCUGGGACUGAUAGAAAAUGUUUUAGCUCUGUACCUCCUGUCCUGCAAAGUAAAGCACGUUUCUCAUUCCUAUGUAUACAUGAUCAAUCUAGCUCUGGUAGACACCUUGUUUGUUUGUGUGUUGCCUUUUAAAAUUCAUUACCACCUGAAUCGGAACAAUUGGAUCUUUGGUGACAUGGCUUGUAGGCUAACUGGGACUUUGUACUAUAUCAACAUCUAUCUAAGCAUUGCCUUUUUCACCUGCAUUUGUGUUGAUCGCUACAUCGCGGUGUUGCACCCCUUCACGUACAUCCAGAUCAAAGUCAUCCAUUAUGUGGUGGUGGUCACAAUCCUUUGGGUGGUUGCUCUCAGUGUCAUGGCUCCACUUAUCCUUGGAGGCCCCCUCCACAACAGUGGUCUGAGGAACACGACAGCAUGCUUUGAGAACUUUACUACGCGUAGCUGGACUUCUCGCAUGGCACCUUACAACAUCCUGGCCUUAGUUUUUGGGUUUGUGAUCCCAUUUUCCAUCAUUCUGAUCAGCUACCCUCUCAUUGCUAGGAGGAUCUCCCAGAUCAAACGCAGCAUUCGCAAGAAGAAGGCUCUGAGCACCAUCUACAUCAUCUUGCUCAUCUGUACUUUGUGCUUUCUCCCGUAUCAUCUCACCCACUUGCUCCACUUUUUAAUGAGAAUCCAGGUCAUCCAGAACGAGUCAUUUACCAACUUGAUCUACAAAAUGCGCAGGGUCACCUUAGCCCUCGUGAGUUUCAACUGCUGCCUUAACCCAUUCUUGUAUUACUUCACCUCUUCCAGCAAGCAGUGGUACUUCAACUUCAAGGUCAGAUUCAGGUCUAAAGUGGUGUACACGAUCUGUGACCAGAAAUUUGAGGAGUGCUCCUAUGUUUAUAAACCACAACGGAGACACGGAAAUAAAAACCACAGGGAUUGAAUCAACUGAUCCACUUAAAAACCACACAGCUUCUGAGAACAUCUGAGUUUUCCACCCUUUGAAACAUGAGACUUUGGAGAGAAUUUAUCAUUUGUGAUUAUGAGCGUCACCAGAAAAACCACUGGCCUGGCUGACAAACCUGCUUAAAAGCCAACGGUUUACUUAAGAGGAUGUGAUUUUUCGGUGACAGAUACCCAGACACACUGCCUUGUUCCUUCCUGCGCUGCCCCCCAAACUUUAUAGCAUGUAUCCUCUUGGCCUGCAAGAUGGCUGAGCAGAUGAGACCAGAAGGGAAAUUGUUACAGGGCCUGUUUAACAGGAACACAGUACGCCUAAACGCAGCAACGCGCUAAAUUGCUAUUCCCAUUUUCCAGUGUGCCCAAUGCAGGCUGAAAGUCACAAUUUGACCUGGCCCACUGCCGCAGACCUUAAAGGAGGCAGGGUGUAGGGUUGUUGUGGCAGAACUGUGUGGGGAGCUAAAUGUCAUGUGUGUCUCUCUCUCUCUGAUGUAGUAACUUCUCUUUGCACACCAGACACUGCAGCUUUUGCCCACAUUCAGCCAAUUUUCUGAUGGUGGCAGACACCACAGUCUACUCUCUGGUAAAGGACAGGAAGUAAGGUGUUUGGAAAGUAAGUGUGGGUGUAGGGGUAUGUUGGGGGUCUUGGUUUGCGGAUGGAAAAAAAAAAAGGCAUUAUGAGGGUAAGCGAGGGUCUUGAAUGUGGGAAGCUGUACUGAUCAAAGCCAAUCAAUAACCUAGCAAUCAGAGACACAUGCAGGAAGCAAACCAAGAGCAGAGCUGAAAAAUACUGUAAUAGAGCUAAAGCACUGCAAUAGGCAGCUUUCGUGGGUGCAAUAUUACAGGUGUUAGGCUGGGCCCGACUUGCAUUAUUGCUACAGGCAGUUUGAAUCAUGUUGCAUGGACACCUAGUGCUAAUGAUGGGUCAGCCGCUAACCUCUCCCUUUCUGAAUUUUGCUCUUAGCUUGAAGGAAUUUUUUUUUAAAUGUUAGUAAGAAAACCUGUUCAAACUUUUCUAAAAUAUUGCAAAAUAAUGAUUUCUGUGUUCCUCUGACUGGGCUUGGUAAACCAAUUGCAAAUCCUUGCACUUCUAAAAUGGAGCUGAUGAGAGCCUCUGAGGGAAGAGUAGGACAAAUUUAAUCUUUUACCUUUCAUGAGAUACUGCUAUUUUUGUCCUAUUUAUAGACUACACUAAAACUUCCUGGCACUGGAGGGACUGUUCUUUCCAACUAAGCACAAUUUUUAUGUUCUGGACAGAGGAAGGAAGACUUAUUAGAGAUUCCAUCUAUGAGUUACAGGCUUGUCAGCUGUCAUUGAGGGAAGUAUGGAUAAUAAAAAUUGUUAUGCUGCUGGGUAAAUAGCACAUUUAAGCCUUUAUACUCUUGCUUCCAUUAUACUUAUGCUUUGCAUUUUAGUUGUGAAGCUUUGAAAGCUCCUUGUUUCACUUGGCACUGCUGUGCUUUUAAGGGAAAUAAAUGAGCUGUGGGAGGGGAAUACUACUGAAUAUCUUCUACCUUACUGUGAGCAACACAAAGCUUGUUCCUCAGGACUCUUUAAAAACAGGCUGUAAUGACUUCCUGGAGAGGUGGGUUUCCCAGGGGGAAGAUCACAGUACUGCUGAAUUAUCUACACUGUCACUGCGGUAAUUGGACAAACACUGUAAUUCUUUUAUUAAAACAAAACCAGAAAAACACAUUAAGAAUGUAAACAAAAUAAAAUGUAAAUCUCUCUACACCA
Molecule: messenger RNA, 2871 nt
Organism: Grus americana (Whooping crane)
Lineage: Eukaryota; Metazoa; Chordata; Aves; Gruiformes; Gruidae
Product: lysophosphatidic acid receptor 6-like
Exons: 2
Coding region: 65-1117 (350 amino acids)
Biological process (GO): G protein-coupled receptor signaling pathway
Cellular component (GO): membrane
Molecular function (GO): oxysterol binding; G protein-coupled receptor activity
Source: RefSeq, a predicted model, not a curated record